Molecule: messenger RNA, 4133 nt
Organism: Tribolium castaneum (red flour beetle)
Lineage: Eukaryota; Metazoa; Arthropoda; Insecta; Coleoptera; Tenebrionidae
Product: zinc finger protein 236
Exons: 14
Coding region: 201-4049 (1282 amino acids)
Biological process (GO): regulation of transcription by RNA polymerase II
Cellular component (GO): nucleus
Molecular function (GO): RNA polymerase II transcription regulatory region sequence-specific DNA binding; DNA-binding transcription factor activity, RNA polymerase II-specific
Source: RefSeq, a predicted model, not a curated record
GAAUUAUUAUUGGCACGAAUUUGGAAAACUUUAGUGAUGUAUUAAAUAAUUAUAGUUACGGGUCUGGCCCAGUAAUUAAGUGCUUCCAACGUCACGGUAUUGACAAAUCGUGAUUUUAUGCAUAAUGUGACAGUUGUUAGUGAGUUAACCUACAAAUAACCGAGAGUUAUUUUUUGAUAAUUUCGUAAUUAUAUGUUGAAAUGGCUGAAGGAAGUUAUAUGGAUAACAUUUCGACUUUUGUCGCCCUACCAGUGGAUACUUUGGAAAAUAACAUCCUCCAAAAACCUGAACAAUUUCGCAUAAUCAAAAAUGCAAUCAUUAAAAAAUUAUCUGAUGGUUCAGUUUGUAUUAUAGACGCAAAUGAGGUUAAUGAAGGAUUGCCACAAGAAAUCGAAGUAACUUAUUUGCCCCCUGUUGACGUUACGCCGGUGGCUAACGCCACUCCAGACAAGCCAACAGUAACUGUAAAUAAGGAAACUUCACCUAAACAAACAUACAAGUGUUCCAAAUGCAAGGAAGUGUUCGAAAAACUUGUCUUAUAUCGAAAACACAUGAUGUGGCACCGAAGUAUAAAAAAAUUCAAAUGUGAGAAAUGUUCAGUAGGUUAUAAUGUGGAAACAAAUUUAAAAAUUCAUAUGGCAAUGCAUAGUGAAGGGAAGCCUACUUGUCCAAUUUGCAAUAUUUCGUUUCAAAGAUUGGCAAGUUUAAAAUCUCAUUUAAUGUUGCAUCAAGUUGAGGAAUUGUGCACUUGUGAAGAAUGUGGAGCUGAAUUUGAAAAAGAAGAAGAAUUAGAAAAACAUUUUCAUAGUCAUUUGGAAAAUACCGCCAAGGAAAAUAAUAAUUUGGUUUGUACUUACUGUAGUGUUCAAUUGGAUGAUCAAAAAAGUUAUAAAGAGCACAUUUCACAUCAUGUCAAGGUGAAGAAGAUGGUUUUAUCGGGAAAAAAAUCCCGCAAAACCCACGGCAACAAAGAAUACCCUCACGUGUGUAACAUUUGUUCGAAAAGUUUUUCGCGAGUUUCGCUCCUGGAAAGACACUCACGUAUCCACAGUGGAGAAAAACCUUUCCUUUGUCAAUACUGUUUUCGUGGUUUCAACCAAAAAGGCACUCUACAAAUUCAUUACAGUAAACAUACGGGGCAUAAACCAUUCCAGUGCACUUUAUGUUCGGCGAAAUUCAGCCAAAAAGGCAAUCUUCGGGUACAUGUUGAAAAAACACACACAGCGCCUUUACCAGGCGUUAAAAUGUAUAAAUGUUCACACUGCACUUGCAUUUUUAAAAAAAUUGCCUCUUUGAACGUCCAUAUCACGAAGUUUCAUUCAAACGGCGAAGACUCCACGAGUAUUUCGAGUGUAAUGAAUCAGUUGAAAGAACUGGAACAAGUAGCAAUGCCUUCUUCACACAGUGAGACUGUACAGGAAAAUGAACGUGUUGACGAUCCCAAUACAAGUUUUGUCAGAUUGGCUGAAUCGUUCCUUGAUGGAACAGUCAGACGAUAUUUGGUGAAGCAGAAGAAAGUGAACGAUGUCAGAUGGUACAUUUGUAACUACUGUAACAAAGAGUUCAAAAAACCGUCGGAUCUUAUCAGACAUACAAGGGUUCAUACGAGGGAAAAACCAUUUGUGUGUAACAAAUGUGGUGCCUCGUUUUCCCUAAAAACGAGCCUUUUUUCACACGUUAAAACCCACCUUGGGAAUAAUAACUACUUUUGUUCGAUUUGUAUGAAAAAAUUUUCGUCGGCUCGUUCGGUUAACUUGCACUUGAGGAGACACUCGGAGAAGCCACAAUACAAAUGUUUAUCUUGCAACAAAAGUUUCAGUUCGAUUCAAAAAGCCAAACUCCACUAUAAAGAAGCUCACAGUGGACGAUCUGAAAAAGACUCGGAAAUAAUUCUGAAGCAACCUUUAGUUAACACACCUGAUGGUUUAUUACCAGUGCCACCACCAAAAUCCGUACAUUCAACAAAUUCAAAACAAAUCCAAUGUCCGAUUUGUUGUGUACGAUUUAGUAAAGUACCGAAUUUAAAACGUCAUAUGCUGCUACAUAACGGCGGAAAAAAGCACAAGUGUGGUCAAUGUAUGAAGUCGUAUUAUACAGCUCAUGCUUUGAAGGAACAUGUGUUGUGUCAUUCUGGUGUUAAAAAUUUCGGAUGUAAAGUGUGUGGGAAAAAAUAUACAACGGCUUCGUUAUUGAAGAGACACACUCUCAGUCACAGUACGAACAAGCCUUAUGUUUGUCCAUACUGUAGCAAGAAUUUUAAAAGUGUUAUGUUGUGUCGCAAACAUAUGAACGUACACAAGAAGGAUCUACAGAUCACUGUUCAAAACAUAUCUAAUGAAACCAAAAAUUUGGAUAUUGAUAAACCAAAGCUACUUCUUAUACCUGAUUCGAUAUCCAACUCUGGUUUAUUAACAAAUAACCAAGAUCCUCUAGAAACCACUAAUCUCCAGUUAAUUACUCAACCAAAUGUGAACGAAAUUGUGAAUCCAACUGACCAACAAUUUUAUGAAAUAACACCAAACUCUAUCCAAAUAAUUACAAACAGUGACAAGGAUCUUGUCCAAGAUCCCAACCAAAUACAGACUAUUUUCAUCAAUUGCGACAAUUUACCAUUGGGCGAUAACUUGUAUUCAACGAACACAAAUUCAGUUUUGUUUGAUCCAAUGAAUGAAAACACUUUCAAUAUUAAUGCCUUGAAUGGAGAUUUUUCAACACAAAACACCGAAACAUUUAAUGAUGGACAAACCAAUAGCACUUCAACCGAUAAAGUUUCGAAUGAUAAUCUCCUAACUACCAACAUACCAUUGUAUCCACAAUCUGAACUCAAUCUACUGUUCAAUCUAGACACUGAAUUCGUUUCAAACAAUUGCGAUUUACCUGAUAUUAAUAUAAACGAAGUGCCUGACUUAAACGUCGAACCUGCGAAAGAAAACGACGAAGCGAAAAAUCGAAUGACUUGCGAUAAAUGUAGCAAAGUGUUCACUAACAAGAAAACUUUUUUGAAACAUGUUAACAGCCACAAAGACCGGCAAAAAGUCGCCGGUUUCCACCAGUGCAGUUUCUGUGAGAAAAGCUUCAAGAAACACUCUGAUUUGAUACGCCACAUUCGCACACACACGGGGGAAAAACCGUUUGCUUGUGACAAGUGCGAGAAAAAGUUUUCACUAAAAUCAACUCUAUUGUCGCAUCAGCGCACUCAUAAUCCGAUCAGUCACAAACAGUUUAAUUGUGUCGUUUGUAACUCAUUUUUCACGUCAAAGUCUAGCCUCAAGGUGCACAUGAGUGUGCAUACAGGUGAUAAAAGCUAUAAGUGUAGUUUUUGUUCGGCUAAAUUCCGAACGGCGGCUCAUCGAAAAUCGCACGAGAAUAAUUAUCACGUGAAUCCGUCAAAGAAGAAAACGAAAAACAAAGUUACGAAUUUGCUCGAAUCCGUUGCAAUGGAUGUGUUGGGACAAACGGAGCAAACUGAGCAAAGUGAACAAGUUGGGGGUUUGGAAAAUGUUCUUGUGGUGCAGGAGCCGUUAAAUCUUCUGGAUGAUUCCGGUCAGAACGCAUUAACCGAAUCGACACAACUCGAACCGUUACUUUUGCAACAGUUGCAAUCGAAUUUUUUGUUGCAAUAUAAUUUAGUUUCGUCGUCUUUGAUUCAACUAGACGAUGGGACACUUGUUAAUUUUAAAACGGUUAACACCGAUCAAGACUUAUUGCAAGAAACGGUUAAACCGCCAAGUGAACCAACAACACCAGCCGAAAAACUGAGGAAUUUGGAAUGUGACAUUUGUCACAAGAAAUACGCGUCUAAAGAUGUUUUAAGGAAACAUAAAAAAAUCCACGGUGUGGAUAAGAAGUUUAGGUGUACGAAGUGUGAAAAGGGAUUUGAUACGGAGGAGGAUUUGGAGAAGCAUAAAAGGAUACAUGAGGGGUAUAGGCCAUAUUCGUGUUUCUAUUGCGCUAAUAGUUUUUCAAAAGAGCAUAGUUUGGCAACACAUUUGAAAAGGAUUCACAAUGUUUCGCUCAAGGAUAAUCUUUUAUUGUGUGAUCUUAAAUAAAAUGAAUUAUGAAGAGUUUAGGUCAUUGGAAGUGUACAUAAAAUUUUAUUUAGUAUUAAUAAUUUAUAAAUACAUAUAUGUUUU